This is a messenger RNA of Carcharodon carcharias (great white shark), 3377 nucleotides long. RefSeq names its product kelch repeat and BTB (POZ) domain containing 2 (gene kbtbd2). Bases 542 to 2416 code for a protein of 624 amino acids. Gene Ontology annotation, molecular function: protein binding. The record is from RefSeq and is a predicted model, not a curated record. NCBI's taxonomy places the organism in Eukaryota, Metazoa, Chordata, Chondrichthyes, Lamniformes, Lamnidae. The transcript has 4 exons.
ACGCAGCGGCGUCAUGACGUUGGCGCGUUCCGGCGGCCAGUGGCUGUGGGGCCUGUGAUGGCGGCGAGGCCGCGGCUUUUGGUACCGGUUUGUCUGCAUGGACUGGGCUUCAACGUGGGGCUUGCCAGGGACGCGAAUCACGGGCAAUAAAAUCUUUAUGGAGGUCGCGGGAAAGUUUGUGGUUUGUCUUGUUUAAAGGCACUGAUACUGUCUAGCACCCGGAUCACUAAUGUGCCCACAAAAUCUACGCUACCUCAAAGUUAGUCAUGUACUGUGACACAAUUUGUCUGAAUGGAAAUGCUGCAACUUGCCACAAGAAUCAUUUGGAGUACAGAGUUUGAUAUGAUUGUAUGAAAUGACCCAGGGCUAUUUCAAAGUGGAACGUUCUGCUGUCAGAAGUCUAUUAGGAUUGUUUUACAACUUUCAACCAUAGUAAAUAAAUCAGUGCUCAGUACUUAUUUCAACAGAAACUUCAGUUUUCAAGCUGUGUUGCAGAGAUUUCAUCAAACUGGGUGAAGCUUCUUAUUGUUGGAAUGCAAUCAUGUCCAAUAAGGAAGAGAAGCAGAUCAAUACUGAAUAUGCUGUAUCUUUGUUGGAGCAGCUUAAAUGCUUCUAUGACCAGCAGCUAUUGACUGACAUAGUUUUAAUCGCAGAGAGCACUGAAUUCCCAUGCCAUAAGAUGGUUCUCGCUACAUGUAGUUCCUACUUCAGGGCCAUGUUUAUGAGUGGAUUGAGUGAAAGCAAGCAGACACAUGUUCACUUGCAGAAUGUGGAUGCACCCACGCUUCAGAUAAUCAUUAGAUAUGCAUACACGGGUAACCUGGCAAUAAAUGACAGCACUGUGGAACAGCUCUAUGAGACAUCAUCCUUUCUGCAGGUGGAAAACGUGUCUCAACGUUGCCGAGAAUAUUUAAUUAAGAAAAUUAAUGCUGAGAACUGCGUCCGAUUAUUGAGCUUUGCAGACUUGUACAGCUGUGAGGAGCUGAAAGUAAGCGCAAAGCGAAUGGUGGAGCACAAAUUCACUGCUGUUUACCAUCAAGAUGCUUUUUUGCAGCUUUCACAUGAUCUUCUGAUAGAUAUCCUCAGCAGUGACAACUUAAAUGUGGAGAAGGAAGAGACAGUCCGUGAAGCUGCUAUGGUGUGGCUUGAGUAUGACACCGAAUCACGAUCCCAGUAUCUAUCUUCAGUCCUUGGCCAAAUAAGAAUUGAUGCACUGUCUGAGGUAACACAGAGGGCCUGGUUCCAAGGCUUACCACCUAAUGAUAAGUCUGUGGUGGUGCAAGGACUGUACAAAUCUAUGCCAAAAUUUUUCAAACCUAGACUUGGUAUGACUAAAGAAGAGAUGCUAAUAUUCACUGAAGCCUCUGGUGAAAGUCCUCGUUCUUCCUUUUGUGCUGUUUGCUACAGCCCUCAGGCAGAGAAAGUGUACAAACUCUGUAACCCACCUGGAGAUUUGCAGCGAGUAGGGACACUUGUUACUCCUGACAAUGAUAUUUACAUCGCAGGUGGACAGGUACCUUUAAAAACUUCUAUCACCAAUAAUAGUAAGGCAAGUAAACUUCAGGCUGCAUAUAGACCUGUGAAUUGUUUCUACCUGUUUGAUGCUCAACAGAACACAUGGGUUCCAAAGACUCCAAUGUUAUGUGCUCGCAACCGACCUUCAUUGGUUUGCUGUGAAGGAUACAUCUAUGCAAUCGGAGGGGACAAUGUUGGUGGGGAAAUGAACAAACGGACCGUGGAAAGGUAUGAUUGUGAAACAGAUGAAUGGACUUUAGUGAAUCCCUUGCCCUGUGCUUGGCAGUGGAAUGCAGCGGUAGUAGUGGAAGACUACAUUUAUGUUAUGGCACACAAUCUAACAUUUUGCUACUGUCCACGUACUGACUCAUGGGUUGAAAUGGCUGCACGUCAAACAAGCAGGUGUUUUGCCUCAGCUGCAGCUUUUGGAGACAAAAUUUUCUACAUUGGUGGUUUGCAUAUUGGAAAUAACUCAGGCAUCCGAAUACCCUCAAGCACUGUUGAUGGUUCUUCUGUAACUGUCGAAGUAUAUGAUGUGAUCAAAAAUGAGUGGAAGAUAGCAACUAAUAUCCCUGCAAAGCGCUACUCUGACCCCUGUGUAAGAGCGGUGGUGGUCUUGAACUGCCUGUGUGUGUUCAUGAGAGACACUCACAUGAAUGAGAAACCCAAGUAUGCAAUCUAUCAGUACAACAUGGAGCUGGACCAAUGGAUCCUGCGUCAGUCUAUUUCAGAACGAGUCCUUUGGGAUCUUGGCAAAGAUUUUCGGUGCACUAUGGGGAAACUUUACCCCUCGUGUCUGGAAGAAUCUCUAUGGAAGCCUCCACCUUCUCUAUUCUCACAAGAUGGAGCCGAUGAGUUUGAGUUGGAUGGAGAGAUGGUUACUUUGCCGUUGAAUAGUUAGCCAGAUAUGGGCACACAGAUGCUGUGGAUUCCUAAGACAUACAUAGCACAGGAAUAUGUAUGUCACAAGCUUCCAGAUCAUGACGGGGUUUAUUUUAACAAAUUAAGCAGUAACUGUGUUCUGCACAGCAUGUCACUAAGUUUGCAUAGUAUUGUGUAAAUAACUGAGAAUACAGUUGUGUUGUAUCAUCUACUACUCCUAGAUACCAUGUGUUCUGCUAAAGAGAUUAUUGCAUUAUUGUUACAAUGUGACUAAUUUACAAAAGAAACGUUUUAUUUACACAAUUAUCCCUGGAUUUGACCAUGAAGAUACAAAAUCAUGUAGAUCUUCCCAGUAAAAAUAGGCUGAGCAAGGUGGCUGGCUGCAGGUUCAGUCAAAGGUCGUAUUUGUUUGACACAAGUCUCCAAUUUCCAUAAAAUAUUCCCAUUUAUUCCAGGUUGCAGGCCUACCAAGCAGCUGGUAGUUUACCAGGUGUAUUAGUGGGGGCUGUGUAGUGACUGCCAGCCUCUCGUAGUGCGGGUCUAUGUGGAGCUUCAAUCAUUUAAUGUCCCUCCACGUUGCAAGUAACAUAGGCUCAUCCAUAUUACAACUUCCUGCUGCUGAAUUUUCAUUUGUAAGACAAGUUUUAGUAACAACCAGGUUUUUAUUUUGUAUUUCAUUAAUUUAAGGCAACUGUUACUGUAGUGUGAUUGUGUAUAGGUAUCCUAGCCGUUAGGUUUUUAAUACAGUUGGUUUGAGUGAAAAGUUUCAAGAAUGAACUGUAUCCUGCGUGCAGGAGAGCAGAACGGACCCAGCACUGCUCUGGCAUAAUUCUGAGGAACCACUAGCAGUUGUUGGGCUCUCCAUUCUAACAUGAGCACAGGUGCUUCAUGAAAUCCCUACUCGCAUGUUCAGCUGCAUUGUGUUCCUUUGGCACUGUAUUUUGAAUUAAAUUAAUUUAUUAAAACCCUUCACAAGUAAA